UAUCCCCUCCACCACGCAUCCAUCGUACUUCUGUUUUAUGUACGAGAAGCAGAUGGACUUGCAGAUAUGUUGUCUCACUCCCUCCUUCCUUUCUCCCCUCCAUCUCAGGUGGAUAAACAGAUUCCUCUCAUGUUCUUUUUGUUCUAUCUGGACCAGUUUAAAUCCAAAAGAAAGGCAACUGUGAAUUAUCAAAAAGCUGUCCAAAUACUGAUCAUUUUGUACACAGUUGUUUGACGUAAGAUUCGAUGGAGGGAGGCGAUAUCCGGUGUUGGGAUGAACUAAUCCCAGAUGCACUCGGGUUAAUAUUUACCAAAUUAUCUCUUAAGGAGAAAUUAACUGUGAUUCCAAGGAUAUGCAAAUCAUGGAGAAAAGCAGUGAUGGGGCCUUAUAGUUGGCAAGAGAUCAAAAUUGAGAAAUGGAGCUACUCCCACCACUGCCAGCCUGAGCUGCUGGAUCGAAUGCUUCAAAUGCUGAUCAGAAGCUCUGGUUCUCCUCAGAAGCUCUGCGUCUUUGGUCUACCCAACGAUGCCAUAUUCUCCUUCAUCGCAAACCAUGCUGGUUCCCUUCAGACCUUGCAGAUGCCUUAUAGCAAAAUAAGUGAUACAAUAGUGGAACAGGUUGCAGGGAGAAUGUGUGCCAUCACUUUCUUGGACCUGAGUUUUUGUGAUAACAUUGGGCCUCGUGCUCUGGAAGCAUUUGGUAGUAACUGUAGAUUGCUCUCGGGCUUGAGAAGGAACAUGCACUAUUUUGGUUGGGUCUGCCAUGACGACGAUGAAGCUCAUGCCAUUGCAACCACAAUGCCUGAGCUCAAGCACCUUGAGAUAGAUUACUUGUGCAUCACAACUGAAGGGGUCCUUGACAUUCUCUCUGGCUGCAGGAAACUCGUAUUCUUGGAUUUGACAUGCAGCUCAGAUGUUUUACUUGAUGAGAAGUUCCUCAAUGAGAGAUGCCCUGGGCUGGAGUUGCAUAUAGAUUUUGCCUACAUGUAUUUUUCGGAUUAAUCGGAUUUUAAAGUUGACUUGAGCACCAGGCUGGUGAUAGCUCUAAGCAAGAGAGCACAGAAGGGGGUUUGGGACAAGAGCAGAGAGGUACGAAGGGUGAAUGUGGGUGAUGGUGCUGAGUUUUGUAAGAGUGAUUUUUUUUGGGGGGUGGGGUGUGGUGAAGGGCAAGUGUAAUUGUGUGAUGUUGGGGUCUGAAUCAAGAGAUUUUAGUUUUUCUUAAGACUUUGGGCCUUUGUUCGGGAUUGAUAUGAUAAGGUUAUUACUAUCAUUCCCCUAUAUUUGCCUUAUUUUAACAUAGAACUCUGUUAUCCCAA
Macadamia integrifolia is the source of this 1315-nucleotide messenger RNA. RefSeq names its product F-box protein FBW2-like. NCBI's taxonomy places the organism in Eukaryota, Viridiplantae, Streptophyta, Magnoliopsida, Proteales, Proteaceae. Gene Ontology annotation, molecular function: protein binding. The record is from RefSeq and is a predicted model, not a curated record. The transcript is spliced from 4 exons. Bases 246 to 1001 code for a protein of 251 amino acids.